Molecule: messenger RNA, 903 nt
Organism: Haliotis rufescens (red abalone)
Lineage: Eukaryota; Metazoa; Mollusca; Gastropoda; Lepetellida; Haliotidae
Product: histidine-rich glycoprotein-like
Exons: 3
Coding region: 1-903 (300 amino acids)
Source: RefSeq, a predicted model, not a curated record
AUGGUGACUCGUAAAUCAAACACCGCAUUGCUCAGCUACACCAACUGCUUCCACUAUUACAACCACAGCUACACCUACUGCUUCCACUAUUACAACCACAGCAACACCUACUGCUUCCACUAUUACAACCACAGCUACACCCACUGCUUCCACUAUUACAACCACAGCUACACCUACUGCUUCCACUAUUACAACCACAGCAACACCUACUGCUUCCACUAUUACAACCACAGCUACACCAACUGCUUCCACUAUUACAACCACAGCAACACCUACUGCUUCCACUAUUACAACCACAGCUACACCUACUGCUUCCACUAUUACAACCACAACUACACCAACUGCUUCCACUAUUACAACCACAGCAACACCUACUGCUUCCACUAUUACAAUCACAGUUACACCAACUGCUUCCACUAUUACAACCACAGCGACACCUACUGCUUCCACUAUUACAACCACAGCUACACCUACUGCUUCCACUAUAACAACCACAGCUACACCAACUGCUUCCACUAUUACAACCACAGCUACACCUACUGCUUCCACUAUUACAACCACAGCAACACCUACUGCUUCCACUAUUACAACCACAGCUACACCAACUGCUUCCACUAUUACAACCACAGCAACACCUACUGCUUCCACUAUUACAACCACAGCGACACCAACUGCUUCCACUAUUACAAUCACAGCUACACCAACUGCUUCCACUAUUACAACCACAGCUACACCUACUGCUUCCACUAUUACAACCACAGCUACACUAUGACUAUGACGGCUACUGCUACUGCUACGGCAUUCUGCUCCGUCGACGUGGAGUACCACAGCUCGCCGUUCAAGGAAAGGAUAGAGCUGAGAAGUCCUCAUGUGACACGGUUACGUCUUGUGGUCGGGCGUUGA